Messenger RNA from Ectocarpus sp. CCAP 1310/34, 671 nucleotides. Lineage: Eukaryota; Phaeophyceae; Ectocarpales; Ectocarpaceae. The record is from the annotation of a GenBank genome assembly.
GUGUGCAGCCACAACAUCCCACAGCCAACUAAAGAAAUCAACUACAGCACACAAUCGGAGAGUAUUGGGGCUGGUAGGCAAUGAACCGCGCGCGGGAGCGUGUGCGUGAUGAUGCUGCCCUGGUGGAGGAGGUUGCCUCGAAGGUAUCCGCGGCGCUGGGGCUUGACAAGGCUAACCGCACCCUCGGCCGCAACCUCGUCAUAGCCGGGCUCGACUCCAACAUCGCGGCGAUCUCAGCAGCCGCGGCCGCUUCGGAAGGUGGUGCUGAUAUCGGCACAGACGCGGGGGCAGCAAUGGCAGCAGCAGCAGCAGCAGCAGCAGCAGCGGUCAGACCACGUCGGGGCAGCGACGACGACGAAGCUGCCGAGCUGGAGCGAACUGGAGAGGCCGCUUUUCGAACGGCAGCCAAGGGUUACGGCGCGCUGGGGGACAGCUUGCUCUCGGACGUGUUCGGCAAGGUCACCACCAGGCUGAGGGGGUCCCUGGUGCAGCUUCAGGCCAUGCAGGAGGAGGAAAACGGAGGUGCCGCGGAAGAGGACAGCGGUGGGGGGCUGGCGGGGUUCGGGAAGGCCGAGCGGUUGUCGAGGGGUGGGGCCGGUCGCGCGCUCAAGGGGGGCCUCGUGAAACGGCACACCUUCCAGGUAGCCAUGGGGAGAGACUCGGGGGAGUAA